AUGACGAGUAGCAGCGGCAGUAAAUUCAUGGCUCCUGCCUCCGUUGUCACCCCUCAGAAGUCGACUUCUCCACGCGAUGGACUUGCUGCCAUCCAACCUCGACGCCUCUCUGGAAGCUCUCCUUCUACUAGCAAGCAGCAACAACAGGGCCCAGAGCAACAGCCAAAGAGGGUCUUUCGUUGUCUCUCCAACACUCGUGGGAAUCACCAUGGCUUUUCUCCCAUUUCCCCCGAUCGCAGGUCUCACACACCGUCACGACACCAACAGCAGCAACUCCAGCAACAGAGCUCGCUCAAGCACAUGUUCCAGCCUCCUACUCCCAACAGCCGCAAGAAGCCCAGUUCACCACGAGAAGAACGAAAGCGAGAAGUGACUGCGAGAGUCCAAGGCAGUCGUCUGGAUCGCUCCACUCUCUAUCAUGUUCCGCUAAGACGCAGUCGACCUACUCGAGCCUCUACUUCGACUACUGCUACUAGCAAUGAGAGUGAUGUGUCCCAGAACAAGAAGAUCCACUUCCAACCGAUUGUCGCCGUGGUGGCCAUUCCUUCUCAUCGUGAGUAUUCCUCCAACACCAAGAAGACCUUGUGGGGAAGCAUGAAGGAGAUCAAAACCAACGCCGUUCGAAACACUGCCGAGUUCAUUCACGAUCGGUGCAAUUGGCGCAAGGCCACCGAAGAGCAAGACAUGUACCGAGACUCGCGCAAUGGCGUCUUGAUUCAUCCCGUUCAUGUCCAACGCUACUAUGCUGCCUUGCAGGCUCACGAAGAAAAGAAGAAGCAAAAGGAACAGGAGCAGCAGGAAGAGGAGAGCGAGAAUCAAGCGACAGAGGAGGAGGAACCCAGUCGAAGCAGCCGCAAGCGUGCUCGUUGCUGCAGUCCUUCCCCCAUUCGUCGUGCCCGAUCGGCCCGCAAUCCGGACUAUGAACACCACGAAGCCAAGCGCCGUAGAUUGCACAUUCAUGUUCCGGUGCCUUGCCGACCCGUGUACUAUUGUUGCGAGCAACAGCAACACUAUCCCUAUGGCCAUAUGCAGCAACAAGAAAACAUGGGAUACUACCACCAACAAUACCCGGUCAACCACUACGAGUACGGAGGCCCCAUGUACCCCAUGCCGUUUCCUCAUCAUCCCAGCCGGAACUGCCCUACCACAGAAAUGGCUUGA
Molecule: messenger RNA, 1161 nt
Organism: Seminavis robusta
Lineage: Eukaryota; Bacillariophyta; Bacillariophyceae; Naviculales; Naviculaceae
Source: the annotation of a GenBank genome assembly